This is a messenger RNA of Planococcus citri (citrus mealybug), 1410 nucleotides long. RefSeq names its product Cofilin/actin-depolymerizing factor homolog tsr (gene tsr). The transcript is spliced from 5 exons. Gene Ontology annotation, cellular component: actin cortical patch; cytoplasm; actin cytoskeleton. Gene Ontology annotation, biological process: actin filament severing; actin filament fragmentation. Gene Ontology annotation, molecular function: actin filament binding. The record is from RefSeq and is a predicted model, not a curated record. The coding region runs from base 159 to 605 and encodes 148 amino acids. NCBI's taxonomy places the organism in Eukaryota, Metazoa, Arthropoda, Insecta, Hemiptera, Pseudococcidae.
CAAAAAAAAGUGUAACUUUUAUCGUCUGUUAUGUGUGUGUAGUAGAUAGCUGAUGUUAAUUUGUUUCGUUGUAACUAAAAGUUAACCGUAUUAGUAAUUAUAUUUUAAAAAAUAUUUUUGAAAUUUUUGUACGAAUUAAGUUUGAUUACUUUGUUAUAAUGACAUCUGGAGUUAAAGUAGCCGACGCUUGCAAAAUUAUUUACGAAGAAGUGAAGAAAGAUAAGAAACAUCGUUAUGUUGUUUUUCACAUAAAAGACGGAAAAGAAAUCGAUGUAGAAGUAAUAGGAAAUAGAAACCAAUCAUAUGAUGAUUUUCUGGAGGACCUUCAAAAGGGAGGCAAAGAAGAAUGUCGUUAUGGGCUGUUUGAUUUCGAGUACAGCCAUCAGUGUCAAGGAACGACUGAGGCCACUAAAAAACAAAAAUUGUUUUUAAUGUUGUGGUGCCCCGAUACCGCCACCGUAAAAAGAAAAAUGGUUUACUCGUCGAGUUUUGAUGCUCUAAAGAAAGCACUACAUGGAGUUAGUAAAACAAUUCAGGCGACAGACUUGAACGAAGCGUCGCAGGAAACGGUAGAAGAUAUACUUCGUAGGAAUGAUCGAGAAUAAAUUUACGAAUAAAUAUUUAUAUUUCAAGUUAAGUUACACAUCUAUCGCGAUGUAUUUAUCAUCCCAAAAUCAUCUGCUACGUGUGUCGUCUCGGCCAUUUUCUAGUCGCACGCACACAACCAGAUACCAGUUGUAUGUACAGUUGAGAAUUAUUCUCCUUUUUUGUCGUAUUUAUAAUUUUUUUUUUUGAUAUGGCGUAGCUUAUGUUUGAAAAAUUUAUACAUUUUGGCAGAUGCAUAAAAGCGCAGUGUGCAUUUUACUUUUUAUUGCUGUUAUAUUUUAUUGGCAUACAUAAAAAUAAUCGUUUCAUCAAGCUUUUUAAAUAUUUUGCUAUUAUAAACAUUUAGAUUUAACUUUUUUAAAUAUCAGUGUAUGUUUUUAUUCUUAAUUUUUAAUUAUUUUUACUCGGUCUCUAUUUUGAAAAAAAAACGCAUUUAAAGUGUCAUGUAUUUUGCGAUGAAUACAAACGAUUUUCAUUUACUUCGAUGUUUUUACUUCUAUCUAAAUGCGCAUGCUCUUCCAUUAAGUAUUUUCGAUUUUUUUUUUCGUUAUAUUUUUUUUACGAAUUCGAAUGUAGCAGAUAAAUUGAUAAUUAUUUAAUUGUAAACCCGAACGAUGGCACACAAGUAUUGUUUUAAUAUCGUGAAGUAAUUUAAAAAGAAAAUGCGAGUGAAAGUAUACCAAAAAUGUUGAAACUCAUUUCUAAAUUUUUUACUUUUUUCUCCUUUUAUAUCAUUCAUCUAAUAUAUUUAAUUCAUUUUAUAUCGCAAAAUAUUUUAGUAGGAAAUAAAUUGUAUGAUUUUUA